Neurospora hispaniola is the source of this 2194-nucleotide messenger RNA. RefSeq lists its product as uncharacterized. Lineage: Eukaryota; Fungi; Ascomycota; Sordariomycetes; Sordariales; Sordariaceae. The record is from RefSeq and is a predicted model, not a curated record. The coding region runs from base 145 to 1845 and encodes 566 amino acids. The transcript has 3 exons.
AUCGACCACCGUCCCGAGACUUCGUGAGUAGAGCCUCAUCCAUCUCUCUUCACUUUUUUUUUUAUAUCAUCCACCUCCCUCCCUCACUGGACAUUGCACACUAUCGUCUUAGUGUAGCAAUCCACAUCACACACAUCCUUCACAAUGCUAACAACAACACACAGUCCAUAUGCCAGCCCGGCAUGCAACCUCCCCUUCGCCAGCCCUAUGGUGGUUGCCCUUGAUGUCCUCAAGAACAAGGCCCCCAAGCUCUAUGCCGCCUACGACAGCCAGAGCCCAGAACUCCCAACCGUUUCCGAGGAGAUUGGCCAUGUCAUUGUCCACUACCUCUACACCAACAAGUACGAGUCUCUCAAGCCUCUGGGUGCCGAUAAGCUGGCCAAGCAAAUAGUCGAGCUCAAGACGGCCAUCAAGGUCUACAUCUUGGCCCGUGCCUACGAGCUCCCCGACCUUGUUCGUCUUGCCGAGCGUAACAUUGAGAAGUUUGGCGAUGGCAUGGCCCUUCCCACCCUCCUUGAGGUCGCCAGUGACGCGUACCCGAGCCUUGUCGAUACCGACCAGUGGUUCAUCGGCUACCUCAAGAAGCGUAUCAGACUCCACCUCAACGAUGCCAGCUCCCUCCUCGGCACCGAUCUCUUGAACCGCCUCAGCCACAUCCUUUCCCCCAACAAGAUCCUGCUCAGGAUCGUUCUCGAGGUCUGCUGCGAGCAGAUGACCAACCCCAAGCAGGGCCUUGCCAGCCCCAUCACCACGGCCGAGUCUUCCCGAGCCACCUCCAGGACAAGGGAUGUCUCUCAAGACGAACGCAAGCAGUCUCCUCUCGCCGAGGAGGCCACACCUGAGGUCGAGGCCGAGCCUGAGCAGGCUCAAGUUGAGGUCAACAGGGCUCCAUCUGAGCUCGAGGCCGAAACGGUCCCCGAGUCCGAGGUCGUCGCUGCCGUUGUGCCCAAGAGCGAGACCAAGGCCGAGCUUCACGGUCGUGACCGCAAGGAUUCCGGCAAGGAGCUCAGUGACGAGCUUCCCAUCACCCUCAGCACUGAGCCCGUCAUCAAGGAGCUCGACGCUGCUUCUCAUGACCUCCCUUUCCGCCCUCGCGUCAACCGGGAAGCCGACUCUGGCUUCUGGGAGCCUACUACUCCUGGCGAGGCUGAGGCCAGCAAGCGGCACAGCUUCUUGGAGCUGCAGUCUGCUCCUGGCGUUUCCGAGCUUUCGGCCGAGUCCGAGGAGGAUGCCAAGCAGGACAAGGGCAAGGCCGUCGACGCCGAGACCGAGGCCGCCAACCAGUACCUCCACCUUUCCGCCAUUCCCGAGAGCGGCGAGACGGUUGUCGAGUCCACCACUGAGGAUGCGCUCAAGAUCUCUCAGGAGGCUGCCGUUGAGGAGGAUGCCGAACCCCAGACUACAGAGAAGGCUGAGACCACACCUGCUGACAAUGAAGUCGACUCCUCCGAUGUACCUGAGCAACAGCUCGGCGAUGCCGCCGCCGAGAGGCAGGACGAGGCGCAGCAUGAGCAUGAGUCAUCCCCAAUCGCCCUACGUGAUGCCGCAAAGUCCGUUGUCUCCUUCGCGGUCAGCGACGACCAAAAGGCGGAAUUCGGUGUCGUCCAAGAACCCCGGACCGUUGGUGCCGAUGCGGAGACCAAGUCCACCGCCGGCGACCGCACCGGCGCCGAGCCCGCCGAGUCCGCUCUUGUAUCAGCUCCAAAGGUUUCGUCGAAGAUAGGCGUCUCGGACAAGACCGAGGAGCUGAACGGCGCCGUCCACCCUGGCAUGAACCCCAGGUCCAAGAGCUGGAAGAGGAGACUGAGCAUGCGCGUGCCCGUCCUCUUUGGUCGCGGCAUGUGACUUUCUUCGUGCAUUGAUCAUGACGAUGUUGCGGAUGAUGAUGAUGAUGAUGAUGAUUGCAACGAAUUGAGGGUGUUGCCGCCUAGGAGGAGAUGAAUGAAGGCUGAUGGACAUGACGAUGAACAUCACAUCUCUCUCCUCCCUUUGGCGGCGAGGGAUGCUGUACUAUUUUCCUCUUUCUUUUCUCUGUCUACGGUUCUUUCCUAUGAGCGAUGAUCGCAGCGUGGUUGGGCUGCCGUUUGGUUUUUUGAUCUCAUCUUGUUGUUGUUGUUGUUGUUGUUGUUGUUGUUGUUGUUGGGGCAUGGCAUAUGCAUCUCUGCUUGUUUGUUGUUGCGGCUGCGGUUGCUUU